AAAAAGACAAAACAAUACAUGCAACAGUCGGGAUUCGCUGGUCGUCACCGACCCAACUACUAAUCGACCUCUCACAAGCUUGAUUACAGGAGAGCGAACGGGAUCCGAUAUUUUCUUGUGGAUAUGGUCGCAUGUGCUGGAUUGUUGUGUCGUGGAAACUAAGUUCCUGGGUAGGUCGUCAAACAAUCGCAUUCUGUGGGGAUAUGACACCGUCCUGCAAGGACCAGCACAGCGGUCUCCCACGUGGCGUCCUCAUUCCCCGGGUUGUUUCGUCCCAGGUGCUGUGGGGUGCUUUGGAGAACGAUGGCAAAGAGGAGAACCCCAUCUAGUGUUUCCAACUUCGGGAUACGAGGUUUGGGGAUGUGCCUCGAUUUCUCCAAGGAUGCUCCAUCCAAGCUCGGCCGCUUUGAUGCAUGCACAGGAGCUGUCAAGUGCCAGACAACGGCUGCCCCUUGACGGGCAACCUGAACCGAAGCUUGCCCAGUCCUUGGCUCCAAACGAAUCACUUUAGCCUCACGGGAACAGACACGAUCUGCCCAAUUUCCAGCUCCCUCGCUCGGCCCUCGCUGACCAUCCUCCUCCUUGGUUAGUCCUCCGCUACGGACAAAAAUGGAAAUGCUACUGCGCAGCUGUGUGGUCCAGGCCUCAACUAUCCAGGAAACAAGCGUGGCCUCCUUGCAAUUUCCAGAAAAAGAACAUUCCUCACUGCACUGGCCGCCGUCGGUCCUACAAGUGGUUUCCAGCCUCUCUCUUCACACCAGAGUGUGCUAGGGCCAGCCAUCUCAACGAUAUCCUUGGCCGAAAGGGGCAAACUGGGGGGCUAAUUCAUCGUAUCCCUCGAGAGAUACCAUAGCGUGGACUUGGGCCCCUCAUGUCACCGCCCCGAGUCGCAGAGACCAGACCAGCGCGUGUCGAGUCUGUCUCGCUCCGUGAUAUCUCGGACGAUCAUGUCGAUAACGACAGCGAGACGGACAUAUCGGCAGCCUGACAAGGUGUCGGCUGGCCUCUCAUGGGCAUAUGCUGGGUUGCGCUUGCGCCGCCUAGAUAUCUCCGAGUCCUCUCUUACGGUCCGCUUCCGACCAAGUGGAGAGGAAGAAGUCGUCCUUGUCCAUGGCAGUUCCGCCCAGUUUCAGUGAAGACGUCUGGCAUUAUAUCAGUUGGACCCUCUGCCCCGACACUGCUAGCUAGCUAGCAGCUGCCCCCCAUCCGUCCGAAGAACUCGUUCCCCGCCUUCCAUCUAUUCGCUGGGCUCUUUGUCUUUGAAAGAACGGUAAAUAAUACGCGACGGGGCUACUGCCAGUGCAUAUUGGUCGCCCCAAGCAUGGCUGAGGCCUCGAACAGAAUGGAGGAGUCAUUGCCGGAGGCCCCAAGGCCAGAUUCCAUGACGCCACACGACCCGAACAUGCAAGAAGGCCUGAGAAUGGCCACAGAAGCCAUGCAAGCGGCCGCUGAUGCGAUGACAGCAGCAUCCGUGUCGUUCCGGCGGCAGACUCUCAUGCAGGAGGAGCUUGCCUCGAGGCGCACAACAUGGUUGCCUCGCAGGCAAGCAGAAGAUGAUCAAGACGGAUAUGAAGCGACACGGCCGGCGAGCCCAAGCCGGCAUCGGGUUAUUUCUGUCCACCAGCUGGCAGCGGCACUGGCCAGAGAGGGUUUCGCGAUGCCAGAACAGGAUUUUUCAGCCCGGUUCCUCGCGGAAAUGACGCCUCCGGCAUCUCAAGACGAGCGUGUACCAGCAACAUUGCAAAUGCCUCCACGGAUGCCCACCCACCCGGCCCGUCCAUCAACAGCUACACAUCGGACAAGUCACCAGAACCUAAGGGGAUCGUCUCGAAGGACGACACUAUCGGAAGGCUCAACCUUGAUCAACAAAAGCUCGGGCGUUGGGGCCGCACGUGUAUCCUCUGAGAUACCCAAGCCGGACCCAGCAUGGCCGGCACAAUCCAUCCACGAUGGCCAAUCCUCCCACGGGCCUGAGUACGCUGAGCGUCGUCGGUCACGCUCGAGGGUUUCUCAUGGCGCAGAACAGAGCAGGCGGGUUUCUGCAGUCCGUUGGCCUCUGGAGGCGCCAGAGCCAGAGAUGGGUCCUGGUGGUACAAGAGAUGUGCACGAUUCCCAGGACGACUAUUUCUCACCUGUCAUCAGGAUGGGAAGGUAUACCUACAUCCGGACCGACACGGGGGAGCUCAGGCCAUCACUUGACGAUCAGCAUUGGCAAGACCAGCAAUACUCAGGACAGAGUAGCCGAACCAUCACAAGGCCCCCGAGCCCGCCCAGCAGGACGCCGCGAUAUCGACCCUACGGCUUGUCAGCUGCGGGGGAGAUGUUGUUUCUGGCGGUCAUCAUCCUCGCCCAGGCGCUGACGCUGGCGGGGCUGUCCCAGGCCCUCGUCCCACAGCGCAUCAUCGGCGCCUCGUUCCCGGACACGAACCCCGGAAGCCUCGCGUGGUACUCGGCCGCCUAUGGGCUGACCUCGGGGACGUUCGUCCUGCCGUCCGGCAGGCUGGGCGAUCUCUUCGGGCACAAGAAGAUCUUCAUCAUCGGCUUCAUCUGGCUCGGGCUGUGGGAGCUCGCGGGCGGCUUCAGCGAGCGUGUGCAGCGGUACGGGUCCGGCAGCGGCACCGCCCUCUUCAUCUUCUGCCGCGCCAUGCAGGGUGUAGGGGCGGCGCUGCUCGUCCCGAACGCCCAGGCCAUGAUCGGAAGGGGCUACCCGCCGGGACCGAGCAAGAAUAUCAUCAUGAGCCUGUUUGGUGCCGCAGCGCCGCUGGGAUUCGUUGCGGGCGGGGCCAUGGCUGCCAUGUUCGCGCAGCUUGUCUCGUGGCCGUGGGGCUUCUGGACGAUGGCGGCUGUGUGUUUCGGGCUGGCGGGCGCAUCGGUGCUGAUCCUGCCCCCGGCGGCGGCGACGACGAGGAACACGGACGUCAGCCUCUGGAAGCAGGUCGAUGGUGCGGGAAUCUGCCUCGGCGUAUCCGGCCUGGUACUCUUCAACUUCCCCUUCAACCAGGCGCCCAUCGUCUCGUGGGGCACCCCGUACACGUAUUUCAUCCUCGUCAUCGGCGUGCUGCUGCUCGGCGGCUUCGUCUACAUCGAGCUGCACGCGCCUCACCCGCUGGUGCCCAUCGCGAGCAUGACCCCGGCCACUAAUUUCGUGCUGGGCUGUACUGGGGCUGGCUGGGCGUGCUUCUCGAUCUGGGUCUACUACGCGCUCAGCUUCAUGGAGCAGCUUCGGGGCUACUCGCCCCUGCGUGCCUCGGCGGCCAUGGCCCCCGGCCCAGUGGCCGGGCUCAUAGCGUCCUUGCUGGCAGGGUUCCUGCUGAGCAAGAAGGUUAAGCCCUACAUCGUGCUGAUGAUGAGCAUGGGGGCGUUCACAGCGGGCAGUCUGCUCUGGUCGCUCGCACCGGUGGGGCAGACCUACUGGCUGAACUCGUUCAUCGGGGUCCUGAUCAUCCCCUUUGGGAUGGACAUGUCAAACCCCGCCGCGUCGAUCCUCCUGAGCAACAGCAUGGCAAAGGAACACCAGGGCACUGCCGCUAGCCUCGUGGUGACGACGGUGAAUUACAGCAUCUCGUUGGCCUUGGGCAUUGCUGGCUCUGUCGAGCUGGCGGCCCGCGGAGAACGGGGCGAUGUGCUGGCUGGCUUUCGGGGAGCCCAGCAUCUCGGCCUGGGCCUGGGCGGGCUGGGCAUUUUGCUUGCUGCAGUCUUUGCGCUGCGGUCCAGAAUCCAGGCGAAGCAGGCAGCAAAUACGUUGGCGAAGGCUGGCUAGGCACCAGACAACCGAAGCCGACGGUUUUGACAGAAAAAACCACAUCUAAUCACAGGGGCGCGAAGGGAACUCAGUAGUACUAAUUCACACGCAUUGUGUCUACAUAGCAUUGAGCAACAUAAUUAGCGUAUGUCUUGCCACCGUGA
Molecule: messenger RNA, 3906 nt
Organism: Diaporthe batatas
Lineage: Eukaryota; Fungi; Ascomycota; Sordariomycetes; Diaporthales; Diaporthaceae
Exons: 2
Coding region: 1322-3760 (812 amino acids)
Biological process (GO): transmembrane transport
Cellular component (GO): membrane
Molecular function (GO): transmembrane transporter activity
Source: RefSeq, a predicted model, not a curated record